Molecule: messenger RNA, 4782 nt
Organism: Chiloscyllium plagiosum (whitespotted bambooshark)
Lineage: Eukaryota; Metazoa; Chordata; Chondrichthyes; Orectolobiformes; Hemiscylliidae
Source: RefSeq, a predicted model, not a curated record
AUGAGGAGACUGGAAUUGGGGAGAGUUUCACGUGUUCCAACUUUGCUGAUUUGUGAAGAGACCAUUCUUUAUGAGGUCUCGGCCACAGAUGCUGACAGUGGAAGCUUUGGUGCCAUCACUUAUUCUAUCGGCUCUGGGAUUGGCAGCUUGGCUCCUGUUCAGUUCAGUAUCGACCAAUACACUGGCAGAAUCUGCACCACAAGCCAACUGGAUCGAGAUGAGGGGCCCAAUCACUAUGAAUUCACAGUGACAGCAAUUGAUGGGGGUGGCCUGAAGUCAGUGGCCUAUGUGAAAGUUUACUUGGAUGAUAUCAAUGAUAACAGGCCAGUGUUCUACCCAGUCCAGUAUGCAGCCAGUGUCAGCACACAGAGCUUACCGGGAACUGCUGUACUCAGAGUGUCUGCUUUUGACAAGGAUGUUGGACAGAAUGGAAAAGUGACCUAUCGGAUUGUGUCAGGAAACCUACUGUCAUUAUUCACACUGAACAGGGACACAGGUGUCCUAUCCCUUGUUGCUCAUGUACAUGACAGAGCAGGUACUGUCCAGCAACUGGUCAUCUCUGCCCGAGAUGCAGGAGGUCUCACAUCGUUGGUCAAUGCCAUGGUGAACAUCAGCAUUGUUUCGGGUACUGUCUCACCACCACUCUUUGAACAAGCUCAAUAUUUCUUCACCAUCCCUGAAGAUGUGAGGAGAGGGUCCCAUAUUGGCUCUGUCAGGGCCAUAAACUCCCCAGGUCAUUCAGACUCUAUCUCCUAUACGAUUUCCUCUGGAGAUCCCAAUGGUUACUUUGCAAUUGGUGUUAGCUCGGGUUUGAUCCAGACCAGCAUUCCGUUGGACCAUGAAUCUCAUCCUGUCGUGAUUCUGGAUGUUCAGGCGAGCAGUGGUUCCCCUCCUGCCUAUAGCAGUACCAAGGUCAAGAUCACAAUAUCUGACAUCAACGAUAACACACCAACGUUCCCCACCUCAUCUGAAUCAAUUCUGGUCCCGGAGAACACAGAGAUCGGUUCUGUCAUCUACACCGUACACGCAGAUGAUCAGGACAGCGGAGCCAAUGGUCAGGUUCAGUUUGACAUUGUUUCCAAUGAAGACAAGACAUUCAGUAUUGACCGAACGUCUGGGAAGCUGCGUGUGAUCGGAUCUUUGAGCUUUGAAACACUCCCACGCUAUGACCUGAAAAUUGUGGCGAAAGAUAGUGGGGCUCCACAGCUCAGCUCCACCUUCACAUUAAUUAUUCACAUUCAGGACGAGAGCGACAAUGCCCCAAUCUUCGAUACCUUGACCUAUAGAGUUGAAGUGAAAGAAGGGACAGCUAUUAACACUCGGUUUCUCCAGGUCCGAGCCCUGAGUCAGGACAGCAGAGACAACCACAUCACUUACUACCUGCGGACUGAUGGUGACUCAGCCAACUUUGGAAUCCUCCCUGAAAGUGGCUGGUUGUACGUGAAAAGUGCCCUUGACCGUGAAAACAAAGACCUGUUUAGUCUGACUGUUGUGGCUUCGAGUAGUGAGGGCGACCAGAGGAAAACAGGGACUGCCAUGGUCCGAGUCUGUAUCACUGAUGAGAAUGACAAUGCACCAAAACUCAGUGAGGACCAGUAUUUCUUCACCAUCCAGGAGAACAUACCACCUUCAUCAUCCAUUGGACGCAUCCUAGCAACUGAUCGUGACCAUGGGAUUAACAGCAAGCUGACCUAUAGGCUCUUCCCAGCACAUUCCAGCUUUCAGAUCAACUCACUCACCGGGGAGAUCAGCUCAAGAGUUACGUUUGACCGAGAGCUUCAGGCCAGUCACCAGGUAACUGUGCUGGUUCAGGAUAGUGGGACUCCUCCUCGCAGUGUCACUGGAUCGGUCUAUGUCAUGGUUUUAGAUGAGAAUGAUAGUUCACCCACCUUCAGCAAUGUGCCGAUGGGAAAGGAGCUGAUUGUUCAGGUUAUUGAAGGAAAUCAGCCAGGAAAUCUGGUGACAACUUUACAGGCAAAGGAUGCUGAUGAGGGAGAGAAUGGCACUGUGAUUUACUCACUCGCAGGACCCUGGGCCCAGCUUUUCUCUCUUCACCCAACCUCUGGUGAACUCCGGACAGCCACAGUGUUGUACAGGCUCGAGAGACAUGAGUACGAGUUGACAGCUCUGGCCAGUGACCGUGGGCAUCCACCCCAGACCACGUCGCUCGCUAUCCAUGUCCAGGUACUGAGCUCAGCCAACAGCCUGCCUCAGUCUGGCAGCAACUCAUUUACCUUCAGUUCUAUGGAAGGGAAGGCCCCAGGCUCUAUCAUUGGUUCAGUGGUCUCCCAGGAUCAAUCGAGUCGUGCCAAUGGGCAGGUGACAUAUACCCUGGUGGGUGGAACAGACGUGGAUGGGAGAUUUGUUGUGGACAGAUUCACAGGUAAAAUUUACUUGGCCCAGGAGCUGGAUUACGAAUUGGGAUCACAUUACCAACUGGAGAUUGCAGUUGAUGACCUGAGUACAGCUCUCCCCCAUAGCACUCUCGCCAUCGUCGACAUCAAUAUUGAGGAUCGCAAUGAAUAUGCACCACAGUUUGCUGAGGACCCCAUCACUCUAGUCAUCAAUGAGAAUGCAGCAGUUGGUACCUCCAUCUACACCUUCCAGGCAGUUGAUAAAGAUGGAAGUGGUCCCAACAGCCAGGUCCAAUACACUCUCCUCCAGCAAACACCCCCUGGGAACUUCCUCCACAUUGACUCCAUGACCGGAACACUGACAGCAGCAGCAGUUAUUGACCGGGAGACCACUCCAUUCUUCCUGCUGGUGGUACAAGCCAUGGACCAAACAGUGGAGAGAUCCCAGCGGAAAUCCUCAGCUGUAACAGUCCGUGUUUUUGUGACUGAUGAAAAUGACAAUGAGCCCCAGUUCCUGUCUCCAUCAGUGCUCCAGGUCAUGGAGGACCAGCCCAUUAGUAAUAUCAUCUCUUACAUCGUUGCCCAGGAUGCUGACCUGGGAGAGAACAGCAGGCUCAGUUACCGGAUCAAAUCUGGAUUGGGGGCUAACAAGUUACGACUCAAUCCAACAACAGGGGCUUUGUCCAUUGUGAAAGAGCUGGAUUGCGAAGAGCAGAGUUGGAUUAACCUGACGAUUGAGGCCUCAGAUCAUGGAACAUUCCGGCGUUCAGCCAUCCAGCUGCUCCACAUUCAGUUGAUUGAUGUCAACGAUGAGGUACCAACAUUUGAUAAGAAACUUUACGAAGCCAGUGUCCUGGAGAAUCAAGCAGCUGGCACCCAGGUCAUUAAGAUACACGCCACCGACAGAGACCAAGGUUUAAAUGGUCUCCUGAGGUAUGGAGGGCUGGUGGAUGACAGCUUCUCCAUUGACCCAGUGACCGGUGUCAUAACAACCAGCCAAUCCUUAGACAGAGAGCAACAGGAUCACUACCAACUCACAGUUUAUGCUAAAGAUAGUGGGAGCCCCCCCAAUGUUGCCACGGUGACAGUUUCCAUCAAGAUUGAAGAUGAGAAUGACAACAAGCCUAUGUUUGAGAAGGAUGUGUACGAGCUGCAAGUUCCAGAAAACCAGGAGCGAGUCCCACUCUUCACAAUGAAGGCAACCGAUAAGGAUGCAGGGGAGAACGGAUGUGUGCAAUAUGAGAUCAUUGAGGGAGAUGCGAGUGGUCAUUUUCAGAUUGACAGGAAUACUGGGGUUCUGUCCACAAACAGUGGCCUCGACAGAGAAUCAGUUCCAUUUUAUACUUUAACUAUUCUGGCUGAGGACGGUGGGACCCCACAGGCAAGUAGCACAGUAUCUGUCCAUGUUACUGUGCUGGAUAUCAAUGACAACACCCCCGCUUUUCCAGAAUCUUCCUACACCAUCGAGAUUGGAGAGGAUAGUGCAGUGGGCACAGUGCUUCUGAAAGUUUCUGCGACCGACGGUGACGAAGGAUCUAAUGGUGAUGUCUUGUAUUAUCUGAGCAGUGAGUCCCAGGGUAUGUUUCACAUUGACCAGGAGGGCAGGAUCAGCACUGUCAUGUCUCUGGACCGGGAGAAACAGCCCAGCUACACCUUCCUGGUUCGAGGUGUUGACUCAGCUCCCUCAGACCCCAGGAGCUGCACAGCACGGGUUGAAGUUAAUGUGAAGGAUGUUAAUGACCACUCUCCACAUUUCGUUAUCGAUCCACUCAUUGUAAACAUCUCCAAACACACAUCAGUCAAUCAUCUCGUGGCUACCAUGAAGGCAGAUGACAAAGACUUUGGUGCCAACGCCUCCAUAUUCUAUCGCUUCCUGAGGGCAGUUUCUGGGUUCACUAUCAAUUCUUUCACUGGGGAAAUUCGCCUGCUCUCCCCACUGUCUUCGAUGAGUCAGAGCGAGCGGACACUGUUUGUGGUUGCGACAGACCAGGGCUCCCCAGCUCUCUCCUCCACUGGAGUGGUCAUGAUCCACCUGAGGGAGGAACACAAUCCCGGCUUACGGUUCCGUCGCAGCAUCAGCAACAUCCCAUUGGCAGAGAACUCAGCAGCAGGUACAUCUGUUGUGAAGAUUGAGGCGCAGCAUCCUGAUGGUUCACACAGAGGAAUCUUCUACAGUAUCUUCAGUGGCAAUGAGAGAGAUGCCUUCACCAUUCAUUCCAAUACAGGUCGGCAAAGAACACAUGCACUCACACUGCCACUGGGGGGAUUGCCAGAGCUGUUUGGGAAUCCUUUAAAGGUCAGAUCUCAGGACCAGUAUGCUCUUGUGAGGAUUGAAGGUCAGAAUGGCAAGAUUUGGGAACCCUGGAUGAUGAGAGAUAAUGAAUGUUCAGUCAAAAUGAAAAUGGAGAAAAGCCAGGAGUGGCAAUAG